Molecule: messenger RNA, 2093 nt
Organism: Microplitis mediator
Lineage: Eukaryota; Metazoa; Arthropoda; Insecta; Hymenoptera; Braconidae
Gene: Eno
Product: enolase
Exons: 8
Coding region: 156-1460 (434 amino acids)
Biological process (GO): glycolytic process
Cellular component (GO): phosphopyruvate hydratase complex
Molecular function (GO): phosphopyruvate hydratase activity; magnesium ion binding
Source: RefSeq, a predicted model, not a curated record
AAAUAAUUUAAAAAACACUUUAAAUGUUUCAAUCCUAUCAAUAGGUCACAGCUAGGUCGACAUUUUUUCAGUCUACAUCCAACGGUCGUGUCAUUCGUGUCGAUUGUCACGCGUUUGCACAAAGAAUUUCUACCUGCGAAUUUAGUAACUACACAAUGCCGAUUCAAAGUAUUAAGGCACGUCAAAUCUAUGACUCUCGUGGUAAUCCUACUGUAGAGGUUGAUUUGGUGACUGAGAAUGGAUUAUUCAGAGCAGCUGUACCUUCUGGUGCUUCCACUGGUGUCCAUGAAGCUCUUGAACUUCGUGACAAUGAUAAAUCUAAAUAUCAUGGAAAAUCAGUCUUCAAAGCUGUUGACAACAUCAACUCUAUAAUCGCUCCCGAAUUAUUAAAAGCCGGGCUAGAAGUCACUCAACAAACUGACAUCGAUAAUUUCUUAUUGAAACUCGAUGGAACUCCCAACAAAGCUAAGCUGGGUGCUAACGCUAUCUUGGGCGUUUCCUUGGCUGUCUGCAAAGCUGGAGCUGCUAAAAAAGGCAUUCCUCUUUACAAGUACAUCGCCGAGCUUGCUGGAAACAAGGACAUUAUCCUUCCAGUACCAGCUUUCAAUGUAAUCAACGGCGGUUCUCAUGCUGGUAACAAACUCGCUAUGCAAGAGUUUAUGAUUUUACCAGUUGGAGCUGCUAACUUUACUGAAGCUAUGAAAAUGGGCAGUGAAGUUUAUCAUCACUUAAAAAAUGGAAUCAAGAAGAAGUUUGGACUUGAUGCUACUGCUGUUGGUGACGAGGGUGGUUUCGCACCCAACAUUCUCGAGAACAAAGAAGCUCUUAAUUUAAUUAUUGAUGCCAUCAAGACUGCGGGAUAUGAAGGAAAGAUAAAAAUAGGUAUGGAUGUAGCUGCAUCUGAAUUCCACAAGAAUGGAAAAUACGAUUUAGACUUCAAAAACGAAAAAUCUGAUCCCAGCACUUACUUGGAACCAGAUGCGUUGAAAAAUCUUUACCUAGAUUGGGUUAAAGAUUUCCCAAUUGUAUCAAUUGAAGAUCCGUUUGACCAAGACGGUUGGGAUUCUUGGACUGCUAUGACUGCUGCUACUCCCAUUCAAAUUGUCGGUGAUGAUCUUACAGUAACUAACCCAGUGAGAAUCAAGACAGCCAUUGAAAAGAAAGCUUGCAACUGUCUUCUCUUGAAAGUCAAUCAAAUUGGUAGUGUAACUGAAUCAAUAAACGCUCACAAUUUGGCUAAAAGCGCUGGAUGGGGAACGAUGGUAUCGCAUCGUUCUGGCGAAACUGAAGAUACAUUUAUUGCUGAUUUGGUUGUUGGUUUAUCAACUGGGCAGAUUAAAACCGGAGCACCUUGUCGUUCAGAACGAUUGGCUAAAUACAACCAAAUUUUACGUAUUGAGGAAGAACUUGGCGCCAAUGCCAAGUAUGCCGGUGAAAAAUUCCGUAACCCAUUGGCCUAAAUAUAUUUUUUCUCCCACUGAUACGACGAAUAUCAACAUCGUUAAAUAAUAACUACUUUAUUUUGAGUUAAAAUUAAUAUUAUAGUGUUCAAAUUUUUAAAAAAACCAUUGCCAUUAACGGUAGUUUAUAUUUCUUUAUAAAUACUGUAAAGUCUGUUAACUAGAGUUUCAUUGAAUAGAUUAUUAAAUAUAUAUUUAAACACACAUGUUACAAUGUGCAUUGAACUAAUAUAUUUACUCAAAUAAUUAUAGUUUAUUACUGACAUUGACAGUUAUUAAAUUAUAUUUUCAAUUGUGGGAUUUUUUUGAAUAUUUUUAAAAAAAUCUCAACAGUCCGAGAAAUUAUUAUUUUAGUAAAAUAUUCUUAUGGUUAAAUUAAUUUGUCAGCUGCUCAUUUACAUAAUCAGUUAAUAGGCAUUCAGAUAAAAGAAAAUAUGUUGUAAUUAUUUAGAAGAUAAUAAACAAGUAAAAUAAAAAUAAUAUUUAAAUGAACAAAAGAUAUCAGUAUAAAAAUUGCUGUUGACAAAUAAAAAAAAAAUAGUUUAUAAUAAUGUAUUGCUGUUGAUGUGUAAUCUUCGUCGGGAUUUAUUUCGAUGUUAUCAAUAAUUGAUACAAUAAAAAUUAAAAAAUAAA